Molecule: messenger RNA, 5249 nt
Organism: Chrysemys picta bellii (western painted turtle)
Lineage: Eukaryota; Metazoa; Chordata; Testudines; Emydidae
Source: RefSeq, a predicted model, not a curated record
ACCGGCCUCCACCGGAUAUCCCCGCCUAGCCUAUCCCCUGCCCAUGGUAGUUGGGAACUGCCCCCCUCACCCCCGGUUGUCCCCUCCUCCUCCCGGGAACUCCCCACCUCUGGUUUCAGAGUAGUAGCCGUGUUAGUCUGUAUCCGCAAAAAGAACAGGAGUACUUGUGGCACCUUAGAGACUAACAAAUUUAUUAGAGCAUAAGCUUUCGUGGACUACAGCCCACUUCUUCGGAUGCACCUCCGAAGAAGGUAUCCCUCCCCCAGGAACUGCCCCCCCCCGCAGGUAUCCUCUCCUGGCUAUCCCCUGCCCUGGGAACCGCCCCCCACCAGGUAUCCCCUCCGCGCCUCCCCUUCCCCCAGGAACUCCCCCCCACCCGGCUAUCCCCAUCCCUGGGAACUGCCCUCCGUUGGCUGUUCCCUCUCCUCUCCUGCCCUGGGAACUGCCUCUGGGUACCCCUUCCCUCCCUGCCUAUCCCCUCGCCACAGGAACUCCCCCCCACCCACACACACACUGGGUAUCCCUGUCCCUGGGACCUGCCCUUCUUUGGGUAUCCCUUCACCCCACUCUCCCUCCAUAGCUAGAUACAUCACACAAACGUUUGACAUGCUCCCCGUCCUGUACCAUUUGGGGUUUAUGUCCAUAAGAUAUUUUUCACUUUGAGUUUCACACUGAAGGGAACUGAACUGUACAAAGUGUUUGUGUGAUCAGUAAAACCAUGUGCAUUUUGAGAUGUUUCAACAUCCAGGUCUUGAAUCUUAUUAGAAUGUGCCGUUUCUGUGUAUCAUUUACAUUAUUUUGAAUUUGAUUAGCUGGGAGAGGGGGUAGUUUUAGAGAAGGUAGAAGAGCUCACAACACAGGAAUAGUGCUGCUGAGAGCAUAACAAGAGGUUGUGCUGAGUUACUGCAAAACAGAGCCUAGAAGAAAGAGUAUGGAAAGGUGUCAAAGGAGACACUCCAGUGACCUAUGUGCGUGCAGAGUAUAAUGGUGUUAUCCUGGGUGACUCCCUGAAAAUUGAUGUUUCUUCAGAUGGGACAGUGAAAUAUAACUUCACCACUAGCUUUGAAUACAACUCUGAUGGGCCAAACUCGCUAGAUGACAUCGCACACAAACCCUUAUUCUGACAGUGUUCAUUUAGAGCAACAGUUCCACUGCAUCCAGUUCCUGGCUCUCCACUAGAGAGCCUUCGUCCAGAUGCCAAGUGUGGCCUUGAAGUGUCAGUGUCCAUCCAAGAGUCCCUGCUUUCUGUAUCACAACUUUCAGGUGGCAAUCUCCUCAGGGUUACCUUGGAGGCUGCUUAUUCUGUCCCUGAAGUGUUUGUUCCCACAGGACCCCAGCAAAACUACAUGGUUUGCUUGCAAGUACCAACUGUUGGAGAGAAAGAGUACCCCUUGGCAUUCAAGAACGGGAUCCUGAAGCUUGGUGGUGAAAAAGAGCCAAUACCUCGGCCAAAAAAAUGGCCCAUUAGCAACAUCCUGGCACCAGGAGCUCAAAACAUUCCAGACUCUUUUAUUGUUGGUGGCCCCUAUGAGGAGGAGGAUGGAGAGCUCAACAAAACAGAGGACAGGGAAUUUAGGAUUCAGGCAGAGAGCAUAAAGAAGAGAAUUGUUUGGGACUUGGAAAGGCGCUGUUACCUAGACCCUCCAGCAGUUCUCAGUUUACAGAAGCGCAUUGCAGAAUGCCGGUACUGGCCAGUGGAGAUUACCAGGGUGCCUGUGGUUACUUCCACCAAAGGGAAAUCUAGCAAGUUAGACAAGGGAGAUGAUGAUGGACAGAUUUUCUUCCAUGGCGUGGCAUACGUCAACAUGGUGCCUUUGCUGUACCCUGGUGUGAAGCGCAUACGAGGGGCUUUCCGUGUAUUUGCAUAUCAAGACAGUGAGGUGUUUGGGAAGACUAAGUGUCUAUUCAGCAUUUUACGUGAUCUUGGGCAUCAAGCCAAUCUGAACAAAUUAGGGCCAGUGAUCGCAGCAGCCAGCUCCCCUCAUUCAAAAGCUAUGCCCAGUAGGAACCAGAAAGAGGAUAAAAUGACCAAAGAGAAGGAUGUUCUAAGAAAGAUGUCCACUACGCUAAAAUCUCAGGUGUCAGAGACUGCUAUAGAAACUGAAGCAACAGUGUGUCAGAACCUGGAAGGACAGCAAUAUGUAGAUGCAGGGACAUUCCUGGUGAUGGAAAUAGAGCUGGCCAAGGCCUUGGUACCAAAACGAUUGCCGGAGGAGCUCGCCAGUCGAGUUAAGGAGAUGAUUCCUCCACGCCCUCAGCUACCACGCCGGAGUGCAGGAGCUAAGAAGGCUGUGGAAGAUUACCACAAUCAGAUCACUAAUAUUGCUGGAGCCAUUCUGGAUGAGUACCAUGAGCUGUUUGGGAAGCAGAUGGUUGAUGGUGGUGUAAUAGAUCAUCACACCCUGGAGGAACAGAAGUGUCAACUGAACUAUGAACUCAACAGCUCAGGAAAAUACUUUGCUUUUAAGGAACAGCUGAAGCAUGCAGUGGUGAAGAUUGUGAGAGAGAAGUACUUGAGGACAACAGCAUUAAACAACCUGGAGCAGCUACAAGCUUUCCUGAGUGAGCUGUAUGUGUACCUUGUGGAUCAGAUGCACAUUGCUUUAAAUCAGAUACUGUCACAGGAGAGUACUGUCGUUGCCUCACCCACCUUCACAAGCUGUGAGCAGCUGCGACUCUUUGCUCAUGAAGCCGAAGUCAAUGAGGACUAUGCUCUGGCAUCUGUCUACUAUCAGGAGAGGCUGGCUCGUGACCGCCAGAUUGUCCAGCACUGGCUAGAUUAUGGGGCAUUCUGCCUCCUGAUGGAGGAAAAUAUCAAAGCCCAGGAGUGUUUUCGUGAAGCUCUUUCUCUGAAUCCAAGUCACCUGCACAGCUUGCUGCUGUGUGGUAUCAUAGCUGUCAUGAUGGAGCACUAUGAAGAGGCAGAAAUCUUCUUUGAGGAUGCCACCUGCUUGGAGCCAUCCAGCAUCCUGUCCUGGACUCUCUUAGGUUUGUUCUAUGAAAUACAGGAAAAUGAUAUUCGGGUGGAGAUGGCCUUCCAUGAGGCUAACAAACUACUGAAGGCACGACUGGCUAAAGAGAAAAACAUCACUGAAGCUGCUGAAGGAGGAGGAAAAAAGCUGCACACUGUCUCUGCCACAGUUCUAAGAACUGUCACUUCUCCCCAGGAAGACACCCUACUAGUUCCAGAUGAGGCUCCAGAUGGCUUCCCGAAAGUACAGCCAGAUUCUGUAGAGCCUGUUGUAACCAUCCAGCUGCCAGAAGAUGAUCCUGCAGUUAAACUGACCAAGAAACUUUCCCCCACCCUCAGUAAGAACAAGGAGACGUCCCAGAAAGUAAUGAAGAAAACUAGUGGAGGAGCACUUGAUCCAUCACAUGCGGUGGCCCUUGUCCCCCUUUCUGGACUUUCACAGCCCUCCCACACAAUCUUCAUGGAGACCAUACACUUCUUGAUGGAGGUCAAUGCUCUACAGUUUGUUCACAGGGCGCUAGCACAUGAGCUACUGUGCCAGCAGGAAGGACCCAGCUGUGAGUAUUACCUAGUGCUGGCACAAACACACUUGCUCAAGAAGGACUUCUCUAAGGCUGAAGAAUGUCUCCGAGAGGCUAUCCAGAUUGACUACCUGAAUCCAAAUGCUUGGGCACAGAAAGGGCACCUGUGCUACCUGAGUGGAAAUCUUAGUGAGGCAAAGGAAUGCUAUGAGCGAACCAUCAGCUUUGUAACGGAUGCUUCUGAGAUACACUUUGUUUACCUGCGACUGGGGUCGAUCUAUCUGAAAGAGAAAGAGUAUGAUAAGGCAAAGCGCACCUAUAUGCUGGCCUGUAAGAAGUCCUCAUCCUGCCUGACCUGGCUGGGAGUAGGAAUCGCCUGCUACAGGCUGAAAGAAAUUGCGGAGGCAGAAGAUGCCCUCUCUGAGGCCAAUGCCCUGAAUAACAACAAUGCCGAAGUGUGGGCAUAUCUAGCGCUAGUUUGCAUGCAAGGAGGAAGGCAGUUGGAGGCAGAGCAGUCUUACAAAUACGCAAUGAAGUUAGAGCUGAAGAAUGAGGAACUGCUCCAGGAAAUCCAUGAGGUACAGCGAAUGGUUGGCUUCGGUAAUCCAUCGUUCUGAGCACUGCCUCUUCUCUGAUCUACGGUCUCUUCUGUUCAGUCAGGAGAUGGGUGAACAUCAUGGUCUUGGCCCUCAUUCACUAAUGAAACAUUCUAAACGUCCAAACUCCUGCUGAUAUAGUGGAUCAUCAGGUGGUCUGGAGAAAUUAAACCCCUCAAUGGCACGGGGGGGUGGGGGGAAAGGAGAACCCCUAGAUAGAAGGCCAUGGGAAUUAAUUCCCCUUUUAUGAUGUGUUACAUCAGUUCCUUGAUGUAACAUAUAAUACAUUCAUCAGCCCAGUUCAUCUGCUUUAUGAAAAAUAACUCUCAUGUACAAUAUAAGAAAUAAAAUAGCUCAGAAGCAAUUAACAUGGGGUGAGACUCUGAAAAGUAACUCUAAAAAUGGUAUCACGUGGUUACAAGUUGAUAGUUUGUUAAUAAUUUUUCAGAUCCUAUUCACUUAGUUUAGGAGUAAAAAUAUAGGUAUUUUCCUCCUAACUGCCAGCUCCGUAAACUCCAUCUGAGAUCUGAAAGUCAAACUGAGUUCUUUCAGGGUUAUACAUCUUCACCAGUAUUAAAGCUUCUGCAGUUGACAUGUAAUUAGCGGUUUGGCUGAUGAUGCAUGAGCCAGAAUGGAUUCCAGCUCUCUCUCCCAUAGCUGUGUGUAAGCAGUGGCAGCAAGUGUAUAAAAUAGUAAAAACUUACUAUUGUCGGUAAGCAGAUAUGACUUGAAAUAAUGACAGUGAACAGAUUUAUUGAGUAAGAAGGUACCAUUUUUACAGUCACUUUUCAGAGUAGAACCAUAUUUUAAGGACCAUUAUCAGAAAAGUAUCUUAGGAAGUGAUUAUAGUCAAAAAGUAAGUGAAUGGUUUUAUUAUAAUACACUGGUACUUGACUAUUGGAUACCCAACCACUAUCUUUUACUGUUAGGGUGGGGUUGGUAAAAGAAAACUACUCAUAAACCAGCAGUUAACCACUGAUAUUUCCAUCAUUCAGAACUGGUUUUAUCAGGAUUAUACCUUUAAAAAAUAUACAUCUUUUCCUUAUUUGGAGUCUUGUUCUUAUUGUAGCAGUUUUGGCAGCCAUAUAGAAGGAAGGGUAGGAGAGAUUAUAAUGCUGCGUUAAUUUUAUUCCUAAUAAAAUUAAGUUUCUGUACUUGAAA